GCCAAGCAUCAAGUGCCGGAGAGCUCCAGAGCACAGAUGCCGGCACGCAUCACGACGGUUUCGCUCAUGUCGCUCACACGACGCUGGGUAAUCACCACCGAGGCCAUCAUCACUCAUCAGUCAUUACCUCCAGCGUCAAGCCCUGCGCCGCUUAUUCCCGCGCCGGCCCCGCUCAUUCCCGGGGACCCGCCCCCCUUCGGCACCGCUUCCGCUGCCGAUCAGGGUUUGACCCUCCAAAACCGCGUCGCCUAAUCAAUUACUCAGCCGCCGGCCGCGCCCUUGUAUGCGUGUGCCGUCCAUUGACGCCAACCAACACCCAUCAUAAUUGACUGCCACCCAGCCGUCAGCCAGCCAAGCCAGCCGCGGAGAGGGGGGAAUGGAGGAGGGGCGUGCUGUUUUGCACAUGCUUCUUCUCUCCAGGGGUCCUGCGUGAGAAUGAACGAAACGAAGCCGGGGGGAGAGGAGGCGCCACCGUUCUAUCCAUGGUUCCAGGUCGCCCUCGUGUGACGACCGCAUGCGUUCGUCUUCCGUGGAUGGAUGGAUGGAUGCAUGGCGCCACGAGAGAGACGCGGUCUCGUUCCGCGACAGCGAAUCCACGGAAAAUUCAAUGCAAGCAUCAAACGUGCGUGAAAGCAACGGGCCACCACCAUGCACCGGGAAAAGCGCCGUCAGCAUCGCAUCGCGUCGCGUCGCCUGGGUAAAAGGCUUGCAACAGCGUCGUCGCUUACGCACAUGAUGAACAUGGCUCACUCACAGGGAAACGGCUGUUGUCAUUGCAAGCUACGUGCGUGCAUGCAUCUGUGCACCGCCCGCCGCCCGUCAGCGUCAGAUUGGGAAAGGGAAUGGACUGGAUCGAGACUGGUUGGUGCUUUCGUGGUGCUGACCUGAUGAUGACGAUGCCGACGCUCAUUGGCGGCUGCUGGCUGAGGUAGCACCGUGGCACCGUUGAGAAGCACGAGCAGCACUGGGGGGCCAUCCCAUCCAUCUAUAGGCAAGACAGACAAGUGCACGGUAGGUGCAGUGGCGCCGUGAGCGAGCCCCGCGACUCUAAGCCUAAACGAACGCGCCGUCCGGCAAGGGGGAACCGAGCCGCCAAGGGGCUCAGUAAUCAUUUCACAAUCAAUCACGCCAGAAAACCUUGGGGGGCGCGACGGUGGCGCAUGCUUUGGGCCGGCCAUGAUGCGAUGUGAUUGACGGCCUGGCCGCCAUGCGAUGCCGUGCCAUCCAUCUAUCAUGCAUGUCUGCACGGUAUGUGCGCCAGCCAGACAGUUUCAAACCCGCACACGACAUAUCAUCCUUAGCUUUGGUUAGCCCCCUCGAGGCCGUGGCUGGUGCCUUAUCUGGGGCCCAUCCGGGGGCUGAAAGUCUAGAUCCGCCAGGGCUCGGCUGUCGAUAGCCUUUGGGGCUGGAGCCGCGCAGGAAGGUAGGUAGGUAGGGCGGUAGUAGAUGUAGCAGGUAGCGUUUUCGACGGACUGAUGGCGGCGUGCGAUAGAGUUGGGAACCUUGACGGGUUCGUGUGGUUGGUGGGCGGUGCGCCAAGGGCUUGACAUUGGCAGGAUGACAGGUCCUGGGGACGUGGAGCUGGAGGUGCCCGGUUACCAGCUGGUGAGGUGGACGGGCCCUGGGCAUCAGCGGCCAACGAGUCGCAGGAGCGUUUUGUCGUGGCUUCGAGGGGCUCAGAGGACGACCUUUGACGACCGACUGGCGUCCUUGUUGACUGAUGACAUGGGCUGCAAAGACGGGGUUCGGCAUCUCGACUGCCGGCGGCCCAACACCAUUCACGCCAUUGUACGUACAUGCAUGUCUUGGACGGGUACAGUCUUGGACGAGGAGUGCCGCGAGGGGCAGGAGACGGCGACUGCGACGUCACCUGACGAGCAUCACACAGCGCAGCGCGCGUAGGCGGGCG
Molecule: messenger RNA, 1909 nt
Organism: Purpureocillium takamizusanense
Lineage: Eukaryota; Fungi; Ascomycota; Sordariomycetes; Hypocreales; Ophiocordycipitaceae
Exons: 1
Coding region: 1558-1902 (114 amino acids)
Source: RefSeq, a predicted model, not a curated record